Molecule: messenger RNA, 922 nt
Organism: Cucurbita moschata (crookneck pumpkin)
Lineage: Eukaryota; Viridiplantae; Streptophyta; Magnoliopsida; Cucurbitales; Cucurbitaceae
Product: protein BUD31 homolog 1-like
Exons: 4
Coding region: 167-604 (145 amino acids)
Biological process (GO): mRNA splicing, via spliceosome
Cellular component (GO): nucleus; spliceosomal complex
Source: RefSeq, a predicted model, not a curated record
AGUUCUUUGAGUUGUUUCCUUCCUUUACUUUGGCUAAGCCUCAUCGUGUUAUUGAAGAUCAACUACAAAGUCCGCUAUCGAUCUCCCAUUUCCAUUGUACUUCCAAAUACAACCUUCAAAUCUUGGACGAACUUCUUACAGACUCUCAACUUCAGGAGUUGGAGAAAUGCCUAAAGUGAAGACCAGCAAGAUCAAAUACCCAAAUGGAUGGGAAUUGAUUGAGCCAACUCUACGAGAGCUCGAUUCUAAAAUGAGAGAAGCUGAAAUUGAUCCGCAGGAUGGGAAGCGGAAGUGUGAAGCAUUGUGGCCUAUUUUCAAGAUUUCACAUCAAAGGAGCCGAUACAUUUUUGACCUUUUCCACAAAAGGAGUGAAAUAUCCAGGGAGCUCUAUGAGUUCUGCUUAGAACAAGGCUAUGCAGAUGCCAACCUCAUUGCUAAAUGGAAAAAGCCAGGAUAUGAGCGUCUCUGUUGCCUCCGUUGCAUACAGCCUCGGGACCAUAACUUCGGCACGACGUGUGUCUGCCGAGUCCCGAAACACUUGAGAGAAGAGAAAGUCGUGGAGUGUGUGCAUUGUGGUUGCAGGGGAUGUGCCAGUGGGGAUUGAUUUUGUUUCACAUUGCAAAAGCAUGACUUUAUUUAAUAUCAUAUCGGAAGCUCACUUGUAUUGAUUGAUGAUAAUGAAAUGUUUCCAAUACUUUAAGUCUCUUGUCCACGGCAGAUGUGAUCCUCCUUGGACCAUGGAUUCUUGUCGUUGGGUAGUUGGACUCCUAGUUUUUCUUUUUAUUGAGCUAUGAAAAUUUGAACCUCAAGAGGUAGUACUUACCAAUUAGUGGUGGCAUUUUCAUUUCUGUUGGUUCUCGAUGGGCAUGGUUUGGAGUUUCCCGCUCAAGUUUAAAGAAACUGUUAUCCUAGUUUGAUCAUA